CCUCCCAUCCAUUCCCUUCAACCCAGUUUGCAGGAGAGAAGCCCCAUUAGCUUUCCACUCCUCUUCCAUUCACCAUGGCCUCCAAGCUCCUCUUCCCCCUCCUCCUUCUCCUCGCCCUUGUGGGCGGCUCCCACGCAGGCAGCAUCGCCGUCUACUGGGGCCAGAACGGCAACGAGGGCACCCUCGCAUCCGCCUGCGCCACCGGCCUCUACUCCUACGUCAACAUCGCCUUCCUCACCACCUUCGGCAACGGACAGACCCCCGUCCUCAACCUCGCCGGCCACUGCAGCCCCUCCGACGGCACCUGCGAAACCAUCUCCUCCGACAUCCAGUCCUGCCAGUCCCGGGGCGUCAAGGUCCUCCUCUCCCUCGGCGGCUCCUCCGGCAGCUACUCCCUCACCUCCGCCGCGGACGCCCAGAGCGUCGCCAACUACCUCUGGAACAACUACCUCGGCGGCAGCUCCUCCUCUCGCCCCCUCGGCGCCGCCGUCCUCGACGGCAUCGACUUCGACAACGAGGCAACCAACGGCGAUUACUUCGACGACCUCGCGAAGGCUCUGUCGCAGUUCAGCAGCCGGAAGAAGAAGGUCUACCUCUCGGCGGCCCCGCAGUGCCCCUACCCCGACGCGCACGUUAACACGGCGCUGAAGACCGGGCUUUUCGACUACGUCUGGAUCCAGUUCUACAACAACCCUCCGUGCGAGUACACGUCGGGGGACAUCAGCAAGUUGACCAGUGCGUGGAAAACUUGGACUUCGAGCGUGACGGCGACCAACUUCUUCUUGGGGGUGCCGGCGUCGACUGCUGUUGCCGGCAGUGGGUACAUCCCCCCGAGCGCGCUCACUUCUCAGGUGCUUCCGGCGAUCAAGAGCACGGCGAAGUAUGGCGGGAUUAUGGUGUGGAACAGGUACUACGAUGAGCAGAACAACUACAGUGCCACCGUGAAGAACAGCCACUGUCCUAAUGGUUCGGCUCUUGGGUCAUGUCUUUCAGGAAAUAGAUCAGAGGAUUGCGCAGAGUGCAUCACAAGCGGUGGCCAAUGUGGAUACGAUAACAACACGAGGAGUUUCAUGUGUAUCUGCCGUGAUAGAACCCAUCUGAGAAGUUGCAGAAGUCACGAUCCGAGGAAGACGGGAAUCAUGAUAGGUGCCAUUACUGCCGCAGCAGGAUUAUCUCUGGGGUUCUUUUUGCUUUUAGUCUAUUUUCUUCGUUACAGAAAGUCUCACUCAAAGAAUGUGCAAAAUGUUGAAGAAUUGCUACAUAAAUAUGGAUCUUUGGUGCCAAAAAGGUACAAGUAUUCAGAAAUUAAGAGGAUGACCAAAUCCUUUAGUCACAAGUUAGGGCAAGGUGGUUAUGGUAAUGUGUUCAAGGGUAAUCUCUGUGAUGGCCGUCUGGUAGCUGUGAAAGUCUUAAAUGAGUCCAAAGGUAAUGGCGAGGAAUUUAUCAAUGAGGUUGUUAGCAUUGGCAGAACUUUCCAUGUAAACAUUGUUUGUCUACUAGGAUUCUGUUUAAAGGGGUCGAAGAGAGCUCUUGUCUAUGAAUUUAUGCCAAAUGGAUCACUCGAGAAAUUUAUAUACACGGAGAUACCAGAUGCAAAGAUUAAACUUGGUUGGGAAAAAUUAUAUGAGAUUGCAAUUGGUAUUGCUCGAGGACUAGAGUACUUGCAUCGUGGGUGCAGCACUCGCAUAGUACAUUUUGAUAUCAAGCCCCACAACAUCCUACUAGACCAAGAUUUUUGUCCCAAGAUUUCUGAUUUUGGGUUGGCAAAACUAUGCCCUCCGAAAGAGAGCAUCAUUUCAGUAGUCGGUGCAAGGGGAACGGUUGGGUACAUUGCCCCUGAAGUCUUCUCUAGAAAUUUUGGAGUUGUCUCCAGCAAAUCUGAUGUUUACAGUUAUGGAAUGAUGGUGCUAGAAAUGGUCGGUGGUCGUAAAAAUAUAAAUGCAAGAGUAGAGAAUACUAGUGAAAUUUAUUUUCCACACUGGGUUUAUGACCAUCUCGAUCAUUAUGAUACCCUAGAAGCUUGUGGAGUGACUAAUGAGACUGAAGUGAUUGCUAAAAAGAUGAUAAUAGUUGGGUUAUGGUGCAUACAAAUGCAGCCUGCAGAUCGACCUUCAAUAAGUAGAGUAGUGAAUAUGUUGGAAGGAAGCAUUAGUGACUUGCAAAUGCCACCAAAACCAUAGUUCAUUUUCAUUUUAGAAUCAUCAAUAAUUCUAAUGUUUCAAUAACUUGUAUUCUUUGCAGUGCAAAACUCUUUGUACAUUUUGGCUCUAUUAAAUAAUAAUCUCUAAGCUCAUAUUUAAGCUGCCAUGAAAUAACAUGG
Messenger RNA from Phoenix dactylifera (date palm), 2320 nucleotides. Its product is annotated as acidic endochitinase-like. Lineage: Eukaryota; Viridiplantae; Streptophyta; Magnoliopsida; Arecales; Arecaceae. The record is from RefSeq and is a predicted model, not a curated record. Gene Ontology annotation, biological process: carbohydrate metabolic process; protein phosphorylation. Gene Ontology annotation, cellular component: extracellular region. Gene Ontology annotation, molecular function: chitinase activity; ATP binding; protein kinase activity.